UUACAUACAUACAUACGCAGUAAUUUAAUAUGUUGUGCAACAAAACGGUUUCAUUGAAACUUCAAUUUGUUGCAAUGUCACCCAUUACGUUUUAAAUAUCUGCUCAUCUACACGAACAGUUUAUUUCAACGUUGAUGUUCAAGAUGAGCGAAUCAGAAAAUGUGCUUAGUGAGAUUAUCGAACAAAUCGCAAAGGAGAACAAUAUAGUCAAACCGAAAGUGGUGAUUUCUGACACAACAAGGGGAGGAUACCUUGGAAUACCUAGUACAAUUAUAAUUGAAGAAACUGGUAAUGGAACUACACGCAAAACACUCCACUUGUUCUUAAAAUCUGCUCCGAAGGAUUCACGGGAAGCAGUCCCAAUUCGGGACAUAUUCGUUAACGAGAUUGCAAUGUAUGAAGAAGUGCUGCCUAAUUACCUUAAGUUUCAAAAAGAAAAAUUGGUGACAGACCCAUUUCAAAGUACUGUAAAAUGCUACAGGAGUUCCGCAAUUUACGAUAACGAAUUUUUGGUAUUUGAAGACCUAACAAAGAGCGGUUUCGUUCUUUGGGAUAAAACGAAACCAAUGACGACGAAAUGUGUCGAAUUUAUUCUCAAAGAAACUGCCAAGUAUCACGCUCUUUCCUUUGCUUUUCGAGACCAGAAACCUGAUGAGUUUGAUGAUUUGGCGAAAAAACUUCAUGUCAACGUACUUACCAAUUUCUUUGAAACCACCCCAUCAUUUCUACACUCGUUAACAAUGAAUGUGAAAUACGCUAUGAACUUAUUCGAUCCCGUUGAGGAUAAAAAAAUUUGCGAAGCACUUGACAACUUUAUAGAAAAUGGAAUUGAACCAAUCGUUAUGGGCCAUGCAAUUGAAGAUAACGACAAGGUCGUCAUAAUUCAUGGAGACAGUUGGUGCAACAAUUUUAUGUUAAAGUUUGAGGUAUGUAAGACAAAAUUCCUUCAGAUUGAUUGAUUCAAAUCAAUAAACGCUUUUGGAAC
This is a messenger RNA of Agrilus planipennis (emerald ash borer), 985 nucleotides long. RefSeq lists its product as uncharacterized. Lineage: Eukaryota; Metazoa; Arthropoda; Insecta; Coleoptera; Buprestidae. Bases 135 to 959 code for a protein of 274 amino acids. The record is from RefSeq and is a predicted model, not a curated record. The transcript has a single exon.